AUGCCCGCCAAGUACCCGCCAAGAGCCCGGCAAGUACCUGGCAACUACCCGCCAAGAGCUCGUGAAGUGCCUGAUCUCGACAAGUACCCGCCAAUUGCCUGCCAAGUGCCGCCAAGUACCCGCCAAGUGCCCACCAAGUGCCUGCCAAGUGUCCGCAAAGAUCCCAGCAAGUACCCGCCAAUUGCCCGCCAAUACCCGCCAAGUGCCCAGUGUCCACCAAGUGCUGGCCAAGUGCCUGCCAAGUACCCGGCAAGUACCCACCAAGCGCCCGUACCCACCAAGUGCCUGGCCAGUACCUGGCAAGUGCCCGGCAAGUAUUCGUUAAGUGCCAAGUGCUCGCCGAUUAUUCGCGGAGUGCCCACCAAGUACCCGCCAAGAGCCCAGCAAGUACCUGGCAAGUACCCAUUAAGUGCCGAGUACCCAUUAAGUGCCUGCCAAGUGCCUGGCAACUAUUCGCUAAGUGCUCGCGAAGUGCCCGGUAAGUAG
This is a messenger RNA of Copidosoma floridanum, 486 nucleotides long. Its product is annotated as calcium-binding protein P-like. The record is from RefSeq and is a predicted model, not a curated record. NCBI's taxonomy places the organism in Eukaryota, Metazoa, Arthropoda, Insecta, Hymenoptera, Encyrtidae.